CUCAGCCAGCGUCGAAGUCUCGUGAGGCGAGCAGUUCGCGGUACUUCACGUGUUUACUUUAUUGUAGAACACACUUAACCGUUUAAGCAACAAAGAGACUCAUCAGUAUUAUCAGCUGAUGAAAAUCCUUAUUAAUUGUUUAUUUCUGUACAAGAUUUAGAUUUGCUCCUCCUUCAGUGAAGCUCCUCCCACAACAGUAUUGCCUUCAGUGAAGCUCCUCCCACAGCAAUCACACCUUCAGUGAAGCUCCUCCCACUGCAGUUCAUCAAUAAAUGCUGGAAUAUUCCCAUCAGUCUACAAGUGAAGAGGAGCAUCAAAUCAUCAGGAAGAAGUGAAAUCUGCAGAGACAGAGUUUAUUGAAGAACAGAGAGAACAUGAGAGAUCCAGAACCCUGCAGAAUGAACCACACUGAAGAACAAACAGAGUUGACAGAAGAAAAUAAGGAGGAUAAAGAAAUGCCUGAAGAGGAGGAAAAACAUCAUGUCAAAACUGGAGAAAAACCUUUGGAUCGCUCUCAAACCAAACAGAAAGAUUUAAAGAAAAUAAGAGAUGAGAAAUCAUUCACCUGCCCUCAGUGUGGAGAGAGUUUGACAAACAAACAGAGUCUUGAGAUUCACAUGAGAGUUCAUGCAGGAGAGAAAUUGUUCACAUGUAAACAAUGUGGAAAACCAUUUAUGUGGGCUUCAGCCCUGAAGAGUCACCUGAUAGUUCAUUUAAAGGAGAAACCACAUUCAUGUCCUAUAUGUGGAAAUAGUUUUUCACUACUGAAUAAUUUAAAAGCUCAUCAGAAAAUACACACUGGUGUGAGAGAUCAUAUGUGCUUUGAGUGUGAGAAGACUUUUAUUACAGCUUCACAUUUGAAACGGCACCAGAGGAUCCACACUGGAGAGAAACCUUACAAGUGUUCACACUGCGACAAGAGAUUUAGUCAUUCAGAAUCCCGAAAAGGACAUGAGAGGAUUCACACCGGAGAGAGACCUUACAUGUGUAAUCAGUGUGGUAUGAGUUUCAAACAAAAAGCUCAACUUAAGGUGCACAUGGGAGUUCACACUGGAGAGAAACCGUUCACAUGUGAUCAGUGCGGGAAGAGUUUUGCACAAUCAGCAAAGCUGAAAAGACACAUGAAUGUCCACACUGGAGAGAAACUGCAUAAAUGUGAUCAAUGCGGAAAAACAUUUUUGUGGGAUUCAGGCCUGAGGAGUCACCUGAAUGCCCAUUUAAAGGAGAAACCACAUUCAUGUUCUUUGUGUGGAAAGAGAUUUUCGCAUCUGCAGAAUUUAAAACUACAUCAGAAGAGACACAUGGCUGUGAAAGAAUAUAUGUGCUUUGAGUGUGAGAAGACUUUUGUUUCAUCUACAGAACUGAAACAGCACGAGAGGAUCCACACUGGAGAGAAACCUUACAAGUGUUCACACUGUGACCAGAGAUUCAAUCACUCAGAAACCCUGAAAAGACAUGAGAAGAUCCACACUGGAGAGAAACCUUACACAUGUGAUCAUUGUGGGAAGAGUUUUAGACAUAAAGAUCAGCUUAAGGUGCACAUAAGGGUUCAUACGGGAGAGAAACCAUAUCACUGCACUGCAUGUGAGAAGAAUUUCGCUCAAUCAAGUUCUUUACACAAGCAUACAAAAAACAUUCACAGUAAAUAGAUUAUCUUCAGAUCUACCAUUCUCAGGUCUGACACCACAUCAUCACCUUCGUUACACAAUAAUGUGUUGAUCUAUACAUUUGCUUCUGUACAAAUCAGUCCUAAUCAGCAUAACAAUUGACAGAGAAAAUAAACAUCAUCUCUUAAUUUCUAAACUGCAAA
Molecule: messenger RNA, 1810 nt
Organism: Carassius carassius (crucian carp)
Lineage: Eukaryota; Metazoa; Chordata; Actinopteri; Cypriniformes; Cyprinidae
Product: gastrula zinc finger protein XlCGF52.1-like
Exons: 4
Coding region: 375-1649 (424 amino acids)
Biological process (GO): negative regulation of transcription by RNA polymerase II; regulation of immune system process; regulation of cytokine production
Cellular component (GO): nucleus
Molecular function (GO): DNA-binding transcription factor activity, RNA polymerase II-specific; RNA polymerase II cis-regulatory region sequence-specific DNA binding
Source: RefSeq, a predicted model, not a curated record